Molecule: messenger RNA, 2324 nt
Organism: Blepharisma stoltei
Lineage: Eukaryota; Ciliophora; Heterotrichea; Heterotrichida; Blepharismidae
Source: the annotation of a GenBank genome assembly
AUGUGGAUAUUGUUAGUUGUCGCAGGCGUAGCACUAGCUGACCCAAUACCUCCUCAGUGGCCUAACACUUUUACCCAAGUAUUUAACGAAACUUUUGCUACAGGCAGCUAUGGAAACCAAACCACAACUGGAACUUUAUAUUAUGACUGGACCACCAAAAGCACUCGCAUCGACAGAGCUAAUGGAAGGUAUGAUGCAUUUUGUGGGCUAAAUGGGUUCAAAAUCCUUGUUGAUGGCCCAUGCUCACAUAUUGUCGUCAAUGGAAACAGAUAUCUCUAUUAUCCUAAAGACCACUAUUGUUGCUAUUGCUGCAAUUCAGCACAAGGAUGUGGAUCACUAAAUCCUACUUGGAUGGACAAUGAAAUAAUUAAAAAUAUGGCGUCUCCACCUGGCAUGGCCUCUGACCACGCAGCUUCCGAGCGCAUAUUUUAAUUAUAUCCGGCAAGGUUUUACCAAGCUGGAAAUGGGCAGUUAUGCUAGAUAAGUAAUUCCCGUGUGUGUAGGGAGCCUAGCCCUUGUCCUUUUUCUGGUUUAGGUUUUGCCUCGAGGACAAAGGAGGCUUGUAGUUGGAAAAGGUGUUGCCCAGCAAAUCCUUUGGACCAUUCGGGCACUGCACUACCGUGAAACCAGGGGUUACGGCCUGGGCUACAAGUUAGAACUUUUGCUGAAAGUCGGCCAGAAAAUCCAUUUUUUCGAUUUUCUGUGCAGGCAACCUCGCUGUGCAGCUUGAAGCAAGUUCCCGGGAACCCAAAGUCUGCCCACUCAAGACUGGAGCCAUCGCGGAAUGGCAAGGAGGAGAGACGGAGGAAACCGGUAGGAAGUACGCGUCCCGAGAGCGGAUGAAUCCCCUGGCGGGGGAUCCUUGGUAACCGAGCUAACAAAGCGGGCCUCGACUAACCGCCAUAAUAAGUUAAUAAGUUAAUAAGUAAGUAAGUAACUAAGUAAGUAACUCCCCCCCCCUCCGUGAGUGAACAAAACCAUUAGAAAAAUCGCCAUUUUUUUGCCCAAAAACCCACCCUCUGUGAGUGAACAAAAAUGCUUUUAAUAGAAAAUUUUUUAUAUGGAAAAAAAUUUUGAUAUAUAAAUGAUAAUUAGUAUAAUGAAAUCUAGAGCUAAUUCUAUUUAAUUUUGAACGAAUUGCUUUUUAAAACAUAAAUUUUAUAAAUUAAAUUAAUAUUUGCUUUCCAAUUUUUGCGAAUUAGGAUUUUUUUAAAUUUCGAAAAAAAAUAUUUUUUAUAAAAUUUAUAUAUAAAUUUUUUUUUAAAAAAAAAAAAUUAACCCCCUCGUGAGUGAACAAAAUUUUUUUGUUCACUCACGGAGGGGGGGGGGAGUAAGUAACUAAGUAAGGAUGGACAAUGGAACAUUUUUAGGGACUGCUCCUCACAACGGAGUGAAUGCUUAUGGCUGGCUUAGAACUCUUCAACAGGACAGAUAUUAUUAUGAAACAGCUGCAACUCAGCCAAGCGCAAGAGUCAUGCUUACUCCCCCUCCGUGAGUGAACAAAACCAUUAGAAAAAAAUCGCUAUUUUUUGCCCAAAACCCACCCUCCGUGAGUGAACAAAAAUUUUUUAAUACAAAAAUCACAAUAUUAAAAUGGCAGUAAUGAGAUAGGUCCUACUGACCUGCUCUGCAGGUGAGGACCUAUACUCGAAACUUAGUGAAAGAGGUCAAUUCUCCUGAGAGUCUCGAGUGAAGUGGAGAGGUCAGUGCUGAGUCUGGCACUGAUCAGAGAAGUCUAUGCGGACUUGAUAACAUUAACAGUUCGACGGUAAGGAAGGUCCACCUACCGUUGUUCAGAGCUGUUAAUCAAAUUGGACCUCAAGCACGGAGACUGGAUAGAAAGAGAUUUCAUUUAAAAGUAAACUUAAACUUAAAUACAAAAAAUUUUUUAUAGAAAAAAAUUUUGAUAUAUAAGUGAUAAUUAUUAUAAUGAAAUCUAGAGAUCAUUUUGUUUAAUUGCUUCUUAAAACAUAAAUUUUAUAAAUUAAAUAAAUAUUUGCUUCCCAAUUUUUGUAAAUUAGGAUUUUUUUAAAAUUUCGAAAAAAAAAUUUUUUCUAUAAAAUUUAUAUCUAAAUUUUUUAAAAAAAAUUAACCCUCCUUCGUGAGUGAACAAAAUUUUUUUUGUUCACUCACGGAGAGGGGGAGUUAGUAUUUACGAAAUGGGUGGAGAUUUCAAAGAUUUCCAUGCUAUUACUUACAGCGUUCCAUCUGGUAUUUUUGACCUUCCUAAGGAGUGCAAUAUUAAGCUAAAGUGCCCAGAAACUUCGGUUUGUUCACAGCUAGGUGAAACAGAAUCUGAAGAAGAAAGACCAGUCUUUUUUUAA